AUGGAGGAGGGCGCCCCAGUGUUCGACUGGGCGAACCAAUCGCCGCCGUUGCCAUCCGCCAAGGCCGCUUCGUGGAGCCCAGACGGCAGAAGGCUGGCAAUUGCAACUGGGCGACCGAAGGGAUCGAAGAGAGGCGGAAUUGCACCUGGUGCAGCACCCGCGAUUGGAGACGGCGCCGAUGCAGCACCUGCUGCUGGGGAAGCCCGAGGUUCCAGCAAAGAAGACGCUGGAUUGUCGGAGUCAGGCCUGAACGCCAACGCGGCGGAGUUUGCACCCGCAGGCGUAGGCCUGAACGUCAACGCGGUGGAGUUUGUGCCCGCGGGCGCAGGUUCCCACGGUGAUGUCCAGGAUCCUGGCAAAGAAGAGCUGCCACACCAAUGCAGUGAGCCCGCUUCAGCAACCGCGGCUGGAGAGUGCGCCGAAGCAGCACCCGUUGCUGCUGGAGAAGGCAGAGGUCCAGGCCAGGACGACCAGAGCGACGGCCUCGUCGUGGUGGAGUUCUCGGGCCGAGAGGUGGCGCACAGCUGUUCGCUGAACACGGCUUCGAAGACCUUGCAUCUUCUGCAGUGGUCUCCCCUCGGCACCUUCCUCGUCGUGCAGCCCGCGCAGAGGAGAGCGGCGAGGACGAUGAGAUUUGGCGGCGGACCGAGGUUGGCGAGUACACCUGCGUGGCCAGCCUGCCCAGUUCCGCCAGUUCCGCCCAGUCCACAUUCCAGUGGACCGCGGACGAGAAGUAUUGCUGCCAGCUGCCCGCGGACGGGAUUCCGCGCUUGA
This is a messenger RNA of Prorocentrum cordatum, 774 nucleotides long. The record is from the annotation of a GenBank genome assembly. Lineage: Eukaryota; Dinophyceae; Prorocentrales; Prorocentraceae.